Messenger RNA from Alnus glutinosa, 1829 nucleotides. Its product is annotated as magnesium transporter MRS2-5. The transcript has 8 exons. The coding region runs from base 510 to 1769 and encodes 419 amino acids. Lineage: Eukaryota; Viridiplantae; Streptophyta; Magnoliopsida; Fagales; Betulaceae. Gene Ontology annotation, biological process: magnesium ion transport. Gene Ontology annotation, molecular function: magnesium ion transmembrane transporter activity. The record is from RefSeq and is a predicted model, not a curated record.
UUACCCGCUUUAAUAAGAUGAUUCCACUAUCCGAAUGGCUAUCGCCGUGGCUUGCACGCACCCCUUUGCGUCGUUGACCGUACAUUUAAGGUGAAUGACCUUAUUCUUUAGAGGUUUUGCACCGACAGGAAUUACACCGGGGGUGUUGGACUCUGUAUCUCUUUCACUGUGAAAGGGAACAAAGCCUCUGCCUCUCUUUACUUUCAGGUCCCGACCUAUCCUACUGUACAGCUCUGACAACCUCUGAAGCUGAUCUCAAAAAGGGGUUCUGCGAUUACUGAAUAGCCGUCGAAAAAUUCGCUGAUGGGUUUUCACUUCAUGCUUCUGGCCUUGUUUGGUUUUAAUUCAGAAAUGAGAAAGAACAUAGAUAAUGUCAAUUUCAAUGCCUCUGGUUUCAAAUAUGUAACCAGCUUGAAGAAGCAUUUGGAUACUGUCUAACGUGUACUGAUGCUGACAUCUCUCAAGAGAAAUUCUCAAUCAGGAAGCAAAGCAAGGAAAAGUAGAUUCUAAUGGAAAAAUCACACAAUCCUUUUCGUCUUCCCAAUCUUCCUGAAUCUGCAUCUACACAGAUCACUGACAGAUUUAAUUUAGAUGGGUAUGGGAGUCGUGGUGCUUUUCUUACUACAGGCCUGAAGAAAAGGGGUCAUGGAAGUCGGUCUUGGACAAAAAUUGAUAAAAAUGGCAACUCAAAGAUUUUGAAGCUCGACAAGGCUACCAUAAUGAGACAUUGUUCUUUGCCUGCCAGGGAUCUCCGACUUUUAGAUCCUGUGUUCAUUUAUCCUUCUACAAUAUUAGGAAGGGAGAAGGCUAUUGUGGUCAGUCUUGAACAGAUCAGGUGUAUAAUCACAGCUGAUGAGGUUAUCCUGAUGAAUUCUUUGGAUGGAUGUGUUGUUCAGUACCAGUCAGAAUUGUGCAAACGCCUCCUGACAAACAGAGAUCAAACUGAGGAUCUACCUUUCGAAUUUAGGGCACUGGAGCUGGCUUUGGAACUAAUAUGCAUGUCCCUAGAUGCUCAGGUAAAACAACUGGAAAUGGAGUUAUAUCCUGGGCUAGAUGAAUUAGCAACAUCUAUUAGCACUCUUAAUCUAGAACGCGUGCGUAGACUCAAAGGCCACCUCCUUGGCUUGACUCGGCGAGUUCAGAAGGUCCGAGAUGAAAUAGAACAUCUCAUGGAUGACGAUGGUGACAUGGCUGAGAUGUAUCUGACCGAAAAGAAACAAAAGUCAGAGGCUUACACCUUGAGUGAUCUUUAUCUACGAACUGAUACUUCAGGUGGGGCCACAGAGAUUUCGAAAUCUGCUCCUGUUUCACCUGUGGCGUCCAUCAGUGGAGCUCAGAAUCCACAAAGGGCUUUUAACAGGAUCUUCAGUAUGAGCAAAUAUGGAAGCUUAACGGGUUCAUCUGAUAAUGGGGAAAACAUCGAACAACUGGAAAUGUUGCUUGAGGCAUACUUUGUUGUCGCCGACAAUUCUCUUAGCAAGUUGUUAUCGCUCAAAGAAUACAUUGAUGAUACUGAAGAUUUUAUCAAUAUUAAACUGGGCAAUGUUCAGAACCAUCUCAUACAAUUUCAGUUGCUUCUCACGGCUGCAACCUUUGCAGCUGCAAUAUUCGCUUGUGUCACAGCAGUAUUUGGAAUGAACUUUGCAGACUCAGUUUUUGACCAUCCUUCUAUGUUCAAUUGGGUUCUGGUUAUUACUGGUGGCGCCUGUGGAUUUUUGUACUUCGCUUUCCUAUUUUAUUUAAGGCACAGGAAAAUCAUUCCAUUGUAAAUUGUGAUAGUGCAAAGUGUUUUUACUUAAAUGAAGAAUUAAAGUGUUUUAUUUUUCUCA